Messenger RNA from Clarias gariepinus (North African catfish), 3582 nucleotides. It is a transcript of the gene vwa2, whose product is annotated as von Willebrand factor A domain containing 2. NCBI's taxonomy places the organism in Eukaryota, Metazoa, Chordata, Actinopteri, Siluriformes, Clariidae. Gene Ontology annotation, molecular function: calcium ion binding. Gene Ontology annotation, biological process: calcium-independent cell-matrix adhesion. Gene Ontology annotation, cellular component: basement membrane. The record is from RefSeq and is a predicted model, not a curated record. Bases 149 to 2521 code for a protein of 790 amino acids. The transcript is spliced from 15 exons.
UCUCAACUUUAACGCUCCGUGUGCGCGCCUGUCUGUCUGCGCGCGCGUGCGUGUGUGCUGGUCCUCAGUGGGAUGAGCUGUUAGCACGCUGACACGCGCACGCGAUACAGAACGAGGACACCGGAGUAAUCGUACCAGGCUCUAAAAUAUGUGCCCGAGCAGCCGAAUACAGGUCCUGGUAGCUAUCUUGCUGAGUCAAGUGGACCACAGCUUUGCUGGACAGGAGAUCCAGGCUGAUCAUGAAACCCUAAUGAAGAUCAAUGCUGCAGGGGAAAUGAUGAGAUGCUCUGCAGCUAUGGAUAUCAUCUUUUUAAUGGACGGCUCAUACAGUGUUGGGAAGGGAAGCUUCGAGAGGGCCCGCCACUGUGUACUGAAACUGUGUGAGGCUUUGGACCUCGGCCCAGACAAGGUAAGAGUUGGAGUCAUUCAAUUUGGUUCAACUGCCAGAAUGGAAAUCUCACUAGACGCCUACACCAGCAAAGAGGAGCUGACCAAACACAUAAAGAAAAUACAGUACAGAGGAGGGAGCACACAAACCGGUCUGGCUUUCAAGUAUGUGAUGAGAAAAGGGUUCCUCGGCGGCCGGAAUUCCCCUGUGCCUCGCAUCAUGAUUCUCCUAUCUGAUGGAAAGUCCCAGGGUACAGUGCAUCCUGCUGCUUCUGACCUCAAGCAGUCUGGAGUGAUUCUCUAUGCCGUAGGCCUACGCUAUCCAAGAUGGGAAGAGCUCUACUCUCUGGCCAGCGCCCCCACGGAGAGCCAUGUGUUUUUUGCAGAGCAUUUCGGUGAUGCUGUGAAUGGAGUGUACACAAGCCUCACCAACUCCUCCAUCUGCACUGCUGUCCCUUCAGGCUGUCAGGCGAAGUCCUUCCCAUGCGCACGGAAGACCCUGGAGACGAUCAAAGAACUGCAGGGCAACUUUAUGUGCUGGAAGGGAUCGAAAGGCAAUUUACCAUACACCUCCUUAUGUCCAUACUACAGAUAUACCAGUGCUUACAAGGUACUGCCCACAGUAUGUCACAGAACAGUGUGCUCAGAUCCUUGUGAUUCCCAGCCGUGUCAGAAUGGUGGGACGUGUGUGUCUGAGGGACUAGAGAAAUACCACUGCCAGUGUCCUCCAGGCUAUGGAAGUGACCCCAACUGUGCUCCAGCGCUGUCCUUGGACUGCUCUGUCGAUGUGCUUUUCCUGGUUGAGAGCUCAACCAGCCUGACUCUGGAGGGGUUCCUGCGCUUUAAGUCCUUCCUAAAGCGCUUUGUGCAGACAGUUCUGAGUUCAGACACGCCUGUGAAGUUUGGCCUGGCCCAAUAUGCCAACGACGUAAAGAUUGAAGCCAGGAUCGGGCAGCACAGAGACCCAGUGAAGCUGCUUCAGGCUGUGGAGUCUCUCCAGUACCAGAGAGGAGAGGCUAAAACUGGGAAUGCACUGCUCUAUGUCACACGACAUGGCUUCCAGAGUUCUCCAGUGUAUGCUGAUGUUCAAGAUGACCUGCCUCGUGUGGUGGUGCUCAUCACUGGCACUCCAUCUACUGAUGCUGUAGUGGAGUCAGCUAAAUAUGCCAGAGAUAGAGAGAUCUUUAUCAUCGGCAUCGGGCCUGAUAGGUUGAAGGCUGAAAUCAACAACAUUACAGGAAACCCUCAGCGCACCAUCACUUACAGUUCGCCUGACAGACUAAAUGCAAAGAUCCCAGAACUUAGAGCCAAGAUCUGCAGUGUAGACACCCAGGGGUGUCUACGUCAGCCAGUGGACCUGGUCUUUGUUCUGGACAGCUCGGGAAGUGUUGGAAAAAAUAACUUUGUUUAUCUGCAGGAAUUUGUCCGCAGCAUCUCUGUGCAAUUUGACAUAAACCGUGACUUGACUCAGGUAGGGCUGGUAGUGUAUAGUCGACGGCCUGUCUCUGUCUUCGAACUGGACACUCAUGCGUCAGGCUCUGCAGUGCUCAAAGCAGUAGGAGAAGCAUCCUAUCUGGGUGGAAAGGCCUCUACUGGAUCAGCUCUGCUCCAUGUGCAGUCUCAUAGUCUGACUGUUUCCAAAGGGGCCAGGCCAGGUGUUAACAAGGUUGUAGUUGUGAUGACUAACGGCACAGGGGCAGAGGAUGCGGCGGUGCCAGCCCAGAAGAUUCGAGACGAUGGUGUGUCUGUGUUUGUGAUUGGCACUGGAGCUGUGCAGCACGAGCAUCUCCUGCGCAUUGCUAGUUCUGAAAAUCACAUCAUCACUGUGCCUUCCUACGAAGACCUGAAGUAUGUUGAAGAUGUACUAGUGCAGAUGGUGUGCGCAGAUGCGAAGAAGCCUGUGAAUCUGUGCAAGCCCAACCCCUGUAUGAAUGCUGGUGUGUGUGUCCGACUGAGCAGAAGCUAUCGCUGUGAAUGCCAGGGAUGGGAGGGACCACACUGCGAGACACGAAUCAGGCAGCAGCCGUCCAGAGGAGAUCUCCCAAGACCUGCACCACUGAGACGCCGGCACAGAAAGAACAUUAGAGACCCGCAGCAGCGCUACAGAGAACACCGCGGGAGACAUGCUAGCUGAUUACCGUUUAGAAAGGCUUACUAUAAGCUCUCUACUACAGGAAACUGGAAAUACCGGGGGAUCUCCAGCCUCCCUGCAGCUCCUAUUCAGCACAGUCUCCGUUGUCAUUACUCUUGACAACUAAACAUAUCAUUACACUUGCGUACAGUGAUGGAGCAGCAGCAGGCAGAACCUCUUUUUUUUCAUAUAGAUUUUAAAGACCUGUCUUUAUUAAGCCAAUUUAAACCUGUGGAUGUGAAAGCAGCACAUCAUUACUGUUACUCUCCCAAACAAGUGUACAAUCAUUUUAAAGAGGUGCUUUGUCUCUGUAAUUUUAUAUAAAUACUCUAUAAUGCAGCAGAUAAUUUUUCAGUGUGGUCUGUUUUUACCUAAUAACUUUUUUUGAGAUAAAUUUUAAACCUAUACAAUAUAUACUGAAUGAAUGCCUUUGUUUUUGUUCUGUUUAUGAACACCACAUCUUUGAUAUUCAGAAGAGUUUUGGGACAAAGCUCCUGUCAAGACCCCUGUUUUUACAUAUUUAUUUUAUAUGCCUAAGAAAAUUAAUUAAAAGCCCUUUUUUCUUAUGAAAUCUACGCUUUGUGAUUUGUGUGUAUAUAUGAAUAGUAUAUAGAAAUUAUACUUGUUUUAUAGUGCCAUCUACUGGAAAAAAUGAUUUUAAACAAUGUUGUCAGUAUUAUGAAUAGCAUCAACAUCAGUAGUAUAUGGUAUUCUGCUGCUGUCAUGUAAAAGCUGGAACAUGUUUUAGAACUGAUUUUUAUUGGAAUAAAAAAGUGCAUAUUUUACCUAGUAUACAGCCAAAUCCAAACAGCUCUGUAUAAAUGUAUUUACAUCUAGGCUACCAGCAUACAUGAAUUAAAGCUACUGUCUAGACUGCACCACAUUGUUAACUAUAGUAGGCUCUUUGCUUUUUGUCUUUUCUGAGUUGUAACAAAAAAAACACAUGCCUUUCCAAAAUGUUCUCCUCAUUGUUAUAAAAUAUACAUUUUAAAAAUAUUUUAUAAAAUAUGGAAUCCCUCCCUUUUCAUAUAAAAAAAAAAAUUAAAUAAAUCGAUUUAACAGUG